GUCUUCGUCAUCGGUAUCAUUAUACCGCUGCUCCUACAUCCGCGUCCCCUUCCCAUCGAGCUAAUUGUUUUACAAUCAUCGACAUGGACAAGCAUAUGCCUAUGCUUCAGUUUAUUUUCAAAUAACACUUAACGCGAGACGGUGCUGAGAUCGUGGUUUUUUUUCACAGCUGUGUUGUGCUUUCGAGUACGUUGAUCGCGUGUGUAUGACUUGACAUUUCGUGUUAUUUUUUACGAAGUAUUAUCUAUACUUACCUAUUUUUCCGGUGAAUUUUUUAUCGAACUGAGGUAGACCUCUAUAAUAACGCUACGAAAAGCACGUGGUACAGUGCGCCGCGCCGGAGAUUAUGUGAAAGUUUCCAUCUGCAGGUGUAUUGUGUUCGCGUCUGUUCACCUGGUCAACUGGUAGACUGAUCCGUGGUCGCGGUGACGUGCGGUGUGGCCAAGUCCGAGUGUUGUGCUUACGUAUACUAGAUAUAUGAACGCCAGAGAUGUCUUACAAUGUUUAUGUAUAUAGUAUUGUUUGAAUAAAAACAAAUCAAAUCGUCAAAAAAAAACCGCGUCGAAACCGAAAGGAACAGUCGAGAGAGUGAAACCAGUUUACGUUGAUCGCGACGACGACCUUGAAUAAGACGAAAUAUCGAGUCUGCGGCGAGCGACGACGCGACGAGACGCGCUGACGGCUGACGCACGCACAUGUUAUGGAGCAAGUCGAAAAAUUACUCAAAUCCGACGACCGGAUUACUGCUGCUUUGGCGGCUGCUGCUACCGAAGAUGGCACCAAGAUUAGCAGCUCGAUCGCUAAGCAGAUCCGACGCCAAAGUACGGUGACUUUUUCCGACGUCGUGGUCGAAAAUGGAAAUGACCGGAGAGUCGAGCUUAUUCCGGAAGAAGAUGGACCCGAAAGUCCGCCGGCAUCUCCGAAGGGUCGAGUUAAACGACCCAUUACUCGGAUACCGACUGAAAUCAAGCUUAAAACCAUCACCCAUAAGGUUAAAAGACCCGCUGUCGAUAUCGAAUUCCACGAUUUGGUUUAUACGGUGAAGACUGCUUCGGGUUCGAAAACAUUGUUGAAAAGUAUCAGCGGAUCUUUCGAGUCUGGCAAAUUAACAGCGAUUAUGGGCCCUUCGGGAGCCGGAAAGACUACCUUGAUGAAUAUCCUGAUCGGCUACGUAACAAAUGGCGUAGGCGGUUCAAUACUAACGAACGGACAUCCGAGAAAGCUGCACUUAUUUAAUAAGCUAUCGAGUUACAUUAUGCAAGAAGAUCUGCUACGUCCGAAUUUGACGGUUUUUGAAUCGAUGCUGGUUGCAGCUCAUUUGAAACUCGGCGACGAACUUAGUAGAGAAGAUAAAAUCAACGCUGUUAACGAAAUUAUAGACUGCAUGGGUUUGAAUGUUUGCAAAAACACACGAACUAAUGGUUUAUCCGGAGGACAACGUAAACGAACUUCGAUCGCUUUAGAAUUAGUCAACAAUCCUCCAAUUGUAUUUUUAGACGAACCUACGAGUGGUUUAGACACAGUAACGACGACUCAAUGUUUAGAAUUACUCAAAGAUCUUGCCAGACAGGGUCGUACAGUGGUAUGCACCCUACAUCAACCUAGUUCAACUUUAUUCCACAUGUUAGACCACGUGUACGUGGUAGCAAAUGGAUACUGCGUUUACCAAGGUGUACCUCAUCAACUAGUUCCGUUCCUUUCUUCAGUAGGAUUGGUUUGUAAAUCGACGUAUAAUCCUGCCGAUUAUGUUCUAGAAGUAAUUAACCGUGACACUGUUCGAAUGUUAUCGCAAGAAAUACAAAAUGGAAAAAUCGCCAGGCACGAUGCUAAUAAUGAUAACGACCAAGAUUACUGCGCUCGCAGAAAACUAUGUAAAAAAGAAACUUUGGCGGUUUUGCCUGCUGUCUUCGAAAACGAAGAUCAAUCGUUCGAAAAAUCUUUACAGUUCGCUACCAGUUUCGGAACACAAUUUUGUAUAUUGUAUAAAAGAAAACUAACGCAGCUGAGAAGAGAUACGACUAGUUUAUGGAUUCAAUUCGGACAUCAUUUGUUUUCGGCGUUGCUCCUCGGUGGUAUAUUUAUUGGAGUUGGUAACGAUGGAAGCAGACCGUUUGAUAAUUUUAAGUUUUGCAUCAGUGUGCUAGUUUUCUUCAUGUAUACUUACACAAUGUCGCCGGUUUUACUAUUUCCAGAAGAAGUGAAAUUAGUAGAAAGAGAAUAUUUUAAUAGAUGGUAUAGCUUGAAAGCAUAUUAUAUGGUUACAUUGGUUACCAGUCUUCCUAAUUUGUUGAUUUUCGGAACAUUGUUUCAAUUAAUUGUAUAUUUCCUCUCUGAUCAACCUAUGGAGGUAACCAGAUUUGUGAUGUUCUGUAUGACCGGGUUCCUAUCAGCCAGUAUAUCAGAAGGGAUCGGUAUUUUAGUGGGGUCAUUAUGUACCAGCGCUACUGGUAGCAUAAUCACGCCAAUGAUGCUGGUCCCUGCGUGCGUAGUGGCUGUCUACGGAAUGGGCUUCGGACAAUUCGUCGAACCGUUUAUGAAUUUCUUGAUGUCAUUAAGCUACGUUCGAUAUCUACUGGUGGCCACUUGUGUGACUUUAUACGGCCACAGACCGGAUAUGUAUUGCGGUCCAGAACACGUUAUUUGCCUGUAUAAAGACCCUAAAUUGAUAUUACGCGAUUUGGGAAUGUUGAAUAAAUCUGUAGUUUACCAGCUCAUAGUUUUGGUGAAUUUUUUCAUUUUUAUACGAGUUUUAGCGUAUUUCGCUCUCAGGUAUAGAUUAAAUAAAGAAAUAUCUAAUAAAAUGUUGAUAUACAUGAAGAAAGUCCUGAAACGUAAAUUUUAGAUAAAUAUUUUUUUUUAUUUUGAUUCCUAUCGAGCUUUAAUGUUAUGUACGUGUGUAUAUGUUGUUAAAAUUAUUUAUUGUAAGAAUUCCUCUCCCUUUUUUUUACCGAUUUAUUACAUGAUUAAAUAUUUAUUACGAA
Planococcus citri (citrus mealybug) is the source of this 2981-nucleotide messenger RNA. RefSeq names its product ATP-binding cassette subfamily G member 4-like. The transcript has 12 exons. Gene Ontology annotation, molecular function: ATP hydrolysis activity; ABC-type transporter activity; ATP binding. Gene Ontology annotation, cellular component: membrane. The record is from RefSeq and is a predicted model, not a curated record. Lineage: Eukaryota; Metazoa; Arthropoda; Insecta; Hemiptera; Pseudococcidae. Bases 701 to 2842 code for a protein of 713 amino acids. Gene Ontology annotation, biological process: transmembrane transport.